GUAUGUGGGGGAAGGCAAUGGGAUAAGAGUAAGAGUAAGAGUAAGAGUAAGAGGCUCCACUUCUUUUCUUUCUUUAUCUCUCUCUCUAAUGAAGUUUUUUGUACAGAUCCUCCAUCUCUUCACUCUCAACUAUAUCUUUUUCAUCUCAAUUUUUUGAAUAUUUUUCUUCAAUUUUUCCAUUCUCUUUUCUUCCGAGGAAGAAGAAGAAGAAGAAGAAGAAGAAGAAGAAGAUUUUCAGAAAUUUUACAGACAUAGCUGUUCUCUCCUAUGAACCUAAGAGAGAAAGGUUGGAUUGGAUUGGAUUAGAUUAGACUAGAUUAGAUCUGCAAUUGUGUUUUUUUUUUAUCAAGAACAGGGGGUCCGGCCAUCUGGGUUUUGUUUUUUUUGUAUGAAAAAUGGAGAAAAGCUGCCAAUCUUCUGUGACUGGGGAUUCCUCCGCCGCUAAUAAUGGCGGAAGUAUGGUAUCUACAGGCAGGGACCAAUAUCUUAGGCAUCUCAACAAGCUUUCCCACAAAAUUUCCAAACCUAGUUUUGUUAAGAAGCCUGGGUUUGAUUCUUCUAUUCAAUCUAAUCCUAGUUUUAAUCAGAAUCAGAGUCUUUCUCAACCGCCGCCGCCGCCGCCACCACCGCCGCCGGAAUUGAGUGUGCAAGCUCAAACCCAACAGCCACCGCAGCACCAUCAGCCACCGGUUUACAAUAUCAACAAGAAUGAUUUCCGGGAUGUGGUUCAGAAGCUUACGGGGUCGCCGGCGCACGAGCGGUUCUCGAAUCCGCCGCCGAUUCAUCCACCGAAGCCUCAGAGCUCUCGCCUUCAACGAAUCCGACCACCUCCGCUUGCAAACGUUAGUAAUCGUCCUCCCCCGAUGCUAAAUAGCGCUGUUCCUUUGCCACAGCCGCAACAACCACCACCGCCUGGUCUGAACCCUAGAAAUUCCAUUUCAGCGGCUAACAAUUUUGGACGGCCCGUUGCUCCGCCACUUUCGCCUCUGCCUCCGUUACCAGCCGUCCACGCGCCGGCUGAAUCACCCGUUUCGGCUUAUAUGAGAUAUCUUCACACCUCAUUUUCAACUCUCGAUUCUAAUCAGAAGCAAUUCUCGGGAUUCUCACCUUUAGCUCCUCUUGUUUCACCUCGUUGGAACAACUUAACUUCACAGCAUCAGCUUCCACCACCGGCCAUGGCACCAGGAACCAUUCCUCCGCCACCUUCAUCGGCUGCAAUAACUUCGGACUCUCAAUUGCCGAUGCCCUCUUCACCUCUUCCAUUCGGGUGUAUGAAUUCACCAAGAUCAGCAUACCCAUUGCUUUCGCCAAGCUUGUUGUUUUCGCCAUCCGCCGGUCCGUUAGGAUAUCCACAGUUUCCAUUGUCACCAACUAUGCCAGUGCCCAGCCCCAGAUGGAGAAAUCUGUGAGUUAUUCAUAAUCAUAUGGUAAGUUGAUCACAAAUUCAUUAAUCUUUGUAGUUUCUCACAGGUUUUUUAAGAUUAUUUUGUAUACAUGUUGAAGUGAAGGGUUAAAUUGGAUCAUCAGUUAGUGAAAUAGGAAUGAAUUUUCACAACUGAUUCAGAAACUGAAGUUUGUUCUGUAAAUCUCUUAGAAGAUCCUUUUUUUUUUUUUUUUUUUUUGUUCUUUCUGUUUGGUGGGUUGGGAUUACAUUACAACAUUCAUAUUCCAUAGAUUACAUUUCUUUUUUGAGCUCAA
Messenger RNA from Cucumis melo (muskmelon), 1698 nucleotides. Its product is annotated as VQ motif-containing protein 9. Lineage: Eukaryota; Viridiplantae; Streptophyta; Magnoliopsida; Cucurbitales; Cucurbitaceae. The record is from RefSeq and is a predicted model, not a curated record. The transcript has a single exon. Bases 396 to 1409 code for a protein of 337 amino acids.